This is a messenger RNA of Actinia tenebrosa (Australian red waratah sea anemone), 2241 nucleotides long. Its product is annotated as alpha-N-acetylgalactosaminidase. Gene Ontology annotation, cellular component: cytoplasm. Lineage: Eukaryota; Metazoa; Cnidaria; Anthozoa; Actiniaria; Actiniidae. Gene Ontology annotation, biological process: oligosaccharide metabolic process; glycoside catabolic process. Gene Ontology annotation, molecular function: alpha-galactosidase activity. The record is from RefSeq and is a predicted model, not a curated record.
UACAGGAUUCUUUCUACCAGACAUCUAUAUGAUAUCCAAAACACUUCGACUCUCUAUUCUUCUAACCGGCUAUGCUUCGACAAGACAAAUUCUUUUAGUCUUUUAUGAAUCAUUUGUUUCUUCCCAUGCGAUAGAUUCUGGUAUAUUCGCUGUGAAUAGAUUAACAAAAGUUUGUAUUUUUUUAAUAGAUGAUGUUUGUCACGUUUUUAUUUUGUAGUCAAAGAAACCUGCUGGUUUGUGGUCGGCUACGCAUGCUCACGCUGUGCUACACACAGUUAUUUCAGUACUUAAAAAAAUCAUCCAAAUAAAUGAAUGGUAUUCCGGUGCUCAGCGAGACCUCUUUUCCUACUGGGCCUAUUUCCAACAAAGGUUUUCAAAACGUGUCCAAUGAGAAGGGUUUCUUUAAGCACACCUCGUAUAUUGAGCUCCCAUCCCGCUGUUUCGACUUCGGCUUUCGUCCCUCAUCAUGGUUCUUCCUAUUAGACUUGGGCAAUCGGCCCAAUUUGUUUUCUAACAGUUUUUAUUGAUGGAGGUUUGUCUGUAUUUAAUGUCGUAAUGGAAUUCGAAAUCGCUAGUUUUCGCGGAAUACCGAUUGUGUUAGUCAGACAUGUGUUAGUUAAAAUGCAGAUUCGAAGAGCGUUUUGAACAUCGCCCGCUGGGCCACUUUUCAUCCUAUCUAUAGCAAGAUGAAUUUUUUAGAAACAUCGCUCCACGGUAGAAUUAAGAAGGAAUUCUUGAUGCCAUGCAAGUGUCUUGUAGCGUAAUUCAUGGAAACAGCUUGAUAGGCUGUUUGAAAUUCAAGAACAAAAUUAAAAAUCGACGGGAGCCUAGGACUUGGUAGAUUAGAUAGCUUGCUACUCAGGAUGUAUUGGAUUCGCCUCGACCAAAAAAGGAGUCUGUCUGUGAGCUCAAACUGUGUUGGUUCGUUGAAGGCCACCGAGUAAACUGUCUUCUCAAACUAUCUGGUAGAGAAGUGGGAUGGAUGCAAUGGGAACGUUUUCGGUGUAACAUUGAUUGCGAUAAAGAUCCAGAUAACUGCAUCAGUGAGAAGCUAUUCAUGGCUAUGGCAGAUCACAUGGCUAAUGAUGGCUACAAAGAUGCUGGUUAUCAAUAUGUAUCCAUCGAUGACUGCUGGGCAUCCCAUAACCGUACAUCUGAUGGGCAGCUGCAGCCAGACCCCAAAAGGUUCCCUAAUGGAAUUCCUGCUCUAGCGAAUUAUAUUCAUUCUAAGGGAUUAAAGUUUGGCAUUUAUGCAGAUUAUGGGACUCUGACCUGUGGUGGUUAUCCUGGAUCUAUCAAGCACAUUCAACAGGAUAUGAACACAUUUGCCAACUGGACAGUUGAUUACCUUAAGCUUGAUGGUUGCUAUGCCGAUCCUACCACAUUUGACACAGGGUACCCAAAAGUUACAAAGGCAUUAAAUGACACAGGAAGACCAAUAGUGUUUUCUUGUAGCUGGCCAGCCUAUUUGGUUGGUAAAGGAUUGGAGCCAGACUACCAGUUAAUAGCAAAGUACUGUAACCUAUGGCGAAACUAUGGUGACAUUCAGGAUUCAUGGGAUAGUGUUACAAGUAUUAUAGAUUACUAUGCUAAAAAGCAAGAUGUUCUUAUCCCAGCAGCAGGACCUGGACAUUGGAAUGACCCAGAUGAGCUGAUCAUUGGAGACUUUGGUUUGAGUGAAGAUGAAUCCAAAGCACAGUUUGCCAUCUGGGCCAUCAUGGCUUCUCCCUUGAUCAUCUCAGCUGAUCUACGGACUAUUGCAUCCUGGGCUAAAGAAAUCCUACUUAACAGGGAAGUUAUUGCUGUUAAUCAAGACAAACUGGGCAUCCAAGGAAGACAGCUGACUAAGAGUAAUAAUGAAGAAAUCUGGGCCAAGAAGCUGUCUGACGGCACUGUUGCUGUCGUGUUGUUCAGUCGCCGUACUGAUCAGCCUGUUGAUAUGGAAGCACCGUUCAAACUGGUUGGUAUUCAGUCUUCUAAAGCCAGUGUACGAGACCUUUACCUUCAUGAAGAUCUUGGUGUGUUUGAGAAUUCCUUCAGUGCUAAAGUCAACCCCAGUGGGGUAGUGAUGGUCAAAAUGACACCGGUAUCAUAAAGAGCAACGAUAGCAUCAGUAAUUAUUCCUUAAAUUACGAAGCCGCUACAUAUUUGUUGAUAAAUCAGAAUACAUCAAAUUGGAAUAUUAUAAAACAUGAAUGUCAUAACAUAAAACCAAUAAAAAACUGAAAUUUAAUUGCUAAA